GAGGUGACAGCAAACUUGGAUGACAAGGAUUAUAUUGUCGAUUCAUCAUGUGGCUCCAUCUGCUGGUUGUGUUGGGUUUGAUCCUCUUGUACAGAUGGUACCGACAAAGUCUAAUCUUGGACAAUCUUGUAGAUAAAUAUGUCUUCAUUACUGGAUGCGACACAGGAUUUGGGAAUAUUCUGGCAAAGAACCUGGACAGACGAGGAAUAAGGGUUCUGGCUGCUUGUCUGACAGAUAAAGGGGCUGAAAAUCUGAAGAAAGAGGUCUCCAGUAGACUGCAGACAGUCAUUUUAGAUGUCACUGACAGUGAGAGUGUUCGCAAUGCAGCCAAAUGGGUGUCAUCUAUUGUUGGAGACAAAGGGCUCUGGGGCCUAGUAAACAAUGCAGGAGUCAGUAUCCCAUGUAGUCCUGAUGAAUGGAUGAUCAAAGAAGAUUAUUCAAAAGUCAUUGAUAUUAACCUGUUAGGGAUGAUUGAUGUGACAAUCAAUUUCUUAUCAUUUGUCCGGAAGGCUAGAGGACGCGUGGUUAACAUGUCCAGUUCGGUAGGAAGAAUUGCUAUAACUAGUGGAGCAUAUUGUAUAUCCAAGUAUGGAGUAGAAGCCUUCUCAGACAGUGUCAGGCGUCAGAUGAAGCCUUUUAAUGUGAAAGUGGCUAUCAUAGAACCAGGAGGAUUUGGCACACAGAUAACAAAUAUUGAUGCUCUCAAAGCAGAUAUAAGCAGGACUUGGAAAAGUGCUCCAGAAGAAGUCAAAAGAGAUUAUGGAGAGGAUUUUUUUAAAGAAAGCCUCAAGGCUGCUGACGCAGUAAAAUACAUUACCAAUCAAAAUAUUCAUCUGGUCCCACAGACUGUAGAGCACGCUUUGACUGCUGUUUAUCCAUGGACCCGAUAUUCUGUAGGCUGGGAUGCUAAACUCAUUUUCCUGCCUCUGUCUUAUUUUCCAACGUUUAUCACGGACUUUAUCCUAACCAUUAGUCAGCCUAAACCAGCCCAGUCAAUGUGA
Molecule: messenger RNA, 1001 nt
Organism: Nanorana parkeri
Lineage: Eukaryota; Metazoa; Chordata; Amphibia; Anura; Dicroglossidae
Product: retinol dehydrogenase 7-like
Exons: 7
Coding region: 48-1001 (317 amino acids)
Molecular function (GO): oxidoreductase activity
Source: RefSeq, a predicted model, not a curated record